AUGACACGACCUGGGUACCGCUACCUCCUGAAGGUGCAUGGCACCCCCCUUCCCCUCCUCCUCAUGGGGCUGCUGCUGGCCCUGCUGUCUGGGACCCAGGGGAUUCAUGGGGUUGGCCUCUCAUCUCCAGCUGCUCGGUCUGCCCAGCAACACCCUAAGAAACACUUCACCCCUGGAACCCUCAAACCUGCUGCUCACCUUGUUGGAGAUCCCAGCACCCAGACUUCGCUGCGCUGGAGAGCAAACACAGAUCAUGCCUUCCUCCGCCAUGGCUUCUCUUUGAGCAACAAUUCCCUCCUGGUCCCCACCAGUGGCCUCUACUUUGUCUAUUCCCAGGUGGUCUUCUCUGGGGAAGGCUGUGCGCCCAAGGCCACCCCCCUCCCUCUCUACCUGGCUCACGAGGUCCAGCUUUUCUCUUCCCAGUACCCCUCCCAUGUGCCUCUCCUCAGUGCCCAGAAGUCUGUGUGCCCAGGACCACAGGGACCUUGGGUACGCUCAGUGUACCAGGGAGCUGUUUUCCUACUCACCCAGGGAGACCAAUUGUCCACUCACACAACCGGCAUCUCCCACCUACUCCUCAGCCCCAGUAGUGUCUUCUUUGGAGCUUUUGCUCUGUAG
Chrysochloris asiatica (Cape golden mole) is the source of this 618-nucleotide messenger RNA. RefSeq names its product lymphotoxin alpha (gene LTA). Gene Ontology annotation, cellular component: membrane. Lineage: Eukaryota; Metazoa; Chordata; Mammalia; Afrosoricida; Chrysochloridae. Bases 1 to 618 code for a protein of 205 amino acids. Gene Ontology annotation, molecular function: tumor necrosis factor receptor binding. Gene Ontology annotation, biological process: immune response. The record is from RefSeq and is a predicted model, not a curated record. The transcript is spliced from 3 exons.